AUGUCCAAGGGUAAAGUUUGUCUAGCAUAUUCCGGUGGUUUGGAUACCUCCAUUAUUCUAGCGUGGUUGCUAGAACAAGGCUACGAAGUGGUUGCUUUCAUGGCCAACGUGGGUCAAGAAGAAGACUUCGAAGCUGCUGAAAAGAAGGCACUUGCAAUUGGUGCCACCAAGUACGUUUGUGUCGACUGCAGAGAGGAUUUCGUUACUAAAGUUCUUUUCCCUGCCGUUCAGGUUAACGCUGUCUACGAGGACGUGUACCUAAUGGGUACCUCCCUUGCUAGACCUGUGAUUGCCAAAGCCCAAAUUGACGUUGCUGAAAAGGAGGGCUGUUUCGCCGUUGCCCAUGGUUGCACCGGUAAGGGUAACGACCAAAUUCGUUUCGAACUCGGUUUCUACGCCUUGAAGCCCGACGUCAAGGUGAUUGCUCCAUGGAGAGAUCCUACUUUCUUCGAGAGAUUCGCUGGUAGAAAGGACUUGUUGGACUACGCGGCCGAAAAGGGUAUCCCUGUAACUCAGACCAAGGCCAAGCCAUGGUCCACCGACGGAAACCAGGCUCACAUCUCGUAUGAGGCUGGUAUCUUGGAAGAUCCAGACACCACUCCUCCAAAGGACAUGUGGAAAUUGAUCACCGAUCCUCAAGACGCUCCAGACAAGCCAGAAAAUUUGACCAUUGAGUUCAAGAAAGGCCUGCCUGUCAAGUUGUCCUACGAAGAAAAUGGUGAACAAAAGGUGGCCACUGAGCCCCUAGACGUCUUCUUGACUGCUUCUAAAUUGGCAAGAAGAAACGGUGUAGGCAGAAUCGACAUCGUCGAGAACCGUUACAUCAACCUAAAGUCGAGAGGGUGUUAUGAGCAGGCUCCUCUAACUCUAUUGAGAAGAGCCCACGUCGACUUAGAAGGUUUGACCUUGGACAAGGAGGUUCGUCAUUUGAGAGACCAAUUCGUCACUCCUACCUACUCCAGACUAAUGUACAACGGUUCUUACUUCACUCCAGAGUUUGAAUACGUCAAGAGCAUGAUUGCCCCAUCUCAAACUACCGUUAACGGCCAAGUCAGACUCAGCCUGUACAAGGGUAACGUCAUAGUAUUGGGUAGAUCUUCUGAAACCGAAAACUUGUAUGACCCAACCGAGUCGUCCAUGGACGAGCUAACUGGCUUCCUACCAACAGACACUACCGGUUUCAUCGCCAUCCAAGCCAUCAGAGUUAAGAAGUACGGUGAAGCCAAGAAGGUCAGAGGUGAAGAGCUAACAUUGUGA
Molecule: messenger RNA, 1257 nt
Organism: Lachancea fermentati
Lineage: Eukaryota; Fungi; Ascomycota; Saccharomycetes; Saccharomycetales; Saccharomycetaceae
Source: the annotation of a GenBank genome assembly